Messenger RNA from Lactuca virosa, 541 nucleotides. The record is from the annotation of a GenBank genome assembly. NCBI's taxonomy places the organism in Eukaryota, Viridiplantae, Streptophyta, Magnoliopsida, Asterales, Asteraceae.
ACACAAAACAACACAAUACAAAAAGCAAAUAUGAAAGGAGCAACUGUAGCAAUGUUGGCAAUGAUAGCCAUGGCUCUACUCAUGGUGCACCAAGCUGAAGCCAUUAAUUGCGGUGACCUUGUUACCAUGCUCCGACCAUGUGUAGGCUAUCUGCAAUCAGGUGGUACACCAACGAAGGAAUGUUGUAAUGGUGCCAGGCGACUUCAGGGAGCCACCCAGAGCCAAGCUGACAGGCGAACCGCUUGCAAUUGUGCCAAGAGUGCCGCCGGACAGUUCAAGGUCAGGCAGGAUACCGCCACUAGCCUUCCGGGCAAGUGUGGUAUCUCUAGCACCAUUCCAAUCAAUCCCAGCGUCGACUGUAACCACAUUCCUUGAGGUGGUGGAUAUAGGUUGCUUGACAUGAAUAAUAAUGGAGGAGCUACGAUAUGGUGUGGUGUAUCGCCGCCGGAAUAAAUAAACGAGUAGCAGUUUUCUUUGUUUUGUUUUGUAUGUGGAAUAGAGUUUGGUAUUAGGUGUGUACUAAAUAUGGUUCCGCUAGCCC